AUGGGAGAUCCUGGACCUCCUGCCACAGUCGAGCCACCGUGUCAUCGUCGUCUCUUCAGCCGCCCUGGUCCUGUGUGCAGUGAAGGAAAUGGGGUCUCCCAGACCGCCAGCUCAGGCAAGUACACGUCUAACGAAAGCGCAGUGUUAUCGGGCUCAGAUCUCUUCUUGGAUUCCAGCACCUUUCCUGAUGCUGCUGCUGCUGUAGUUCAAACCGAACCGGCGGAGCGCCGCUUCCUGACAGUAUACUACCAGAACGUAAGAGGUCUCAGAACAAAAACCAACGAAACAUUUCUGGCACUCUGUCGCUGCGACUACGACGUUAUCGUUUUCACCGAAACCUGGCUCACGGAGGCGAUCAAAGAUGCCGAGUUAACAAAAAACUACAAGCUGUUUCGAUGCGACCGCAACCCAGAAAGCAGUUCUCUACUUCGAGGAGGAGGGGUCCUUAUUGCAGCUAAAGCUAAGCUCGGGUGUAAAGCUGUCGAGCUACUCAAUUGCGAAAGCUUGGAACAGACCGUAAUUCGCCUGACCCUGCCACUGCAAACGUUGUUCGUGUGCUGUGUCUACAUCAGACCCGUUAGCGAUCCCGCCACCUACGCCACCCACGCCGCCGCCGUGCAGCAAGUCAUCGACCUUUCCAAGGAAUCGGACUCUGUCUUAGUUGUUGGCGAUUACAACCUCCCGAAUCUAAUCUGGUACCAUGACGACGACACGGACAGCCUCCUUCCUGUAAACGCUUCUUCAGAGCAGGAAGUCACGCUAGUUGAGUCGAUGUUGCCGCUGGGUCUUACACAAGAAAACGACUUGCCCAACGCGUUUGGUAAGCUGCUGGAUCUGGUAUUUGUCAGUGACAACGUAUCGGUCGAGUUGUUCGAGCCUCCAUGCCCUCUUUUGAAAGUUGAUCAGCACCACAACCCGCUUCUUAUGCAGCUGGAGUACAGAACUGCGUUGAACGACAACACUGUUGAACCCGUUGCUGUCUUUGACUUCAAAAGGUGUGAUUACACGACUUUGAACGAGAGAAUCCUUGCUGUCGAUUGGCUGACCUUUCUGGAUGCUCCCUGUGUCAACUCUGUGACUGAAAUUUUCUACGAAAAACUCUUUGAAAUCUUCAACGAGGUUGUACCAAGGAAGUCAGUACGCAUCUGCCACCGCUACAAGCAGCCCUGGUGGAACGACGAUUUGCGCUUGCUCCGAAAUCGUCUGCGGAAAGCAACUAGCAGGUUUCUAUCAACUAAAACAGCGUGGGACAAAGUCGUCGCGCGUAACAUCGAAGAAGAGUACCUGAAUCUUCAACAAGAGAGCUUCCAGAACUACAUCAAUGAUCUGCAAAAUGAUGACAUCCUCAAGGUUCUUUCGAGCGUCGAUCCUAGCAAAGGUCCUGGUCCCGAUGGUCUUCCACCAGUAUUCGUGAAAAGCUGUGCAAACUCGCUUGUUGUGCCGGUCUCGGUGAUCUUCAACAAAUCGCUGGAACAUGCAAUCUUCCCCGACAUCUGGAAACUUGCGUCGAUUAGUCCAAUCCAUAAAUCCGGUAACGUAAGCAAGGUCGAAAACUACCGGCCUAUUUCUAUCCUAAGCUGUUUAGCAAAAGUGCUAGAAAAGGUCGUUUACGACAGGCUGUUCCCAGCAGUGCGACGGAUUAUCUCGGCAAACCAGCACGGGUUCAUGCGGAACCGGUCAACUACCACGAACCUUCUUUCCUUCGUCUCACCUACCAUCAACGUGUUGGAGAGUGGAGGCCAGGUGGACGCAGUGUAUAUCGACUUCGAGAAGGCGUUCGACAAGGUGCCGCACACGCUGACCAUCAAGAAGCUGAAAAAACUGGGCCUCCCGGACUGGAUCGUCGCUUGGCUUCACUCCUAUUUGACGAGCAGGAAGGCUUUCGUUAAUCUCCGGGUAACUCGUUCCGAUAUCUUCGAUAUUCCUUCUUGCGUCCCGCAAGGUAGCCACCUGGGGCCGCUCAUUUUCAUACUGUUUGUGAAUGAGCUCAACACUUUGACGGGUUCAAGUACGCUUAUGUACGCCAACGAUCUUAAACUCUACCGAACUGUAAAAUCUCACGUCGACUGCCUCGCUCUACAAGCAGAUGUGGACACCUUGCUGCACUGGUGUGACCGGAACGGGAUGACAGCGCACGCAAAAAAGUGUAAGGUUCUGUCAUUCACCCGUUCGAGGAACCCUAUAAUCUCGGACUACAGCAUGAAUGGACAACAACUCGAUCGUGUGGACACCUUCAAGGACCUGGGAGUAGUUGUUGACAGUAAGUUGAGGUUCAACCAGCACAUUGCCCUAACGACCGCCAAAGCUUUUGCCAUGUUGGGCUUCCUGAAAAGGAGUACCAAGCACUUCGACGAUCCUUACUCGCUAAAAUCGCUGUUUUGCUCGUUAGUAAGAAGUGUUUUGGAGUACGCAGUCGUUGUAUGGGCCCCGUUCCACGAAACUCAAGUCACCAGAAUCGAAAGAGUACAGCGGACUUUCGUACGGUACGCCUUCCGGAAACUUCGCUGGAACGAUCCCCUGCGGUUGCCACCGUAUGAGCAACGUUGUGCGCUGUUCAACCUGCCUACGCUCGCCCGCCGCCGUGUUUUUAUCCAGCGUCUACUGGUCUUCGACCACGUCAAGGACUCAGGAACAACCCACCACUGCUUAGUGUCCCGCGGCACCGAACGGUUUAUGGACAUCACAACCCGUUAG
Messenger RNA from Culex pipiens pallens (northern house mosquito), 2694 nucleotides. RefSeq lists its product as uncharacterized. NCBI's taxonomy places the organism in Eukaryota, Metazoa, Arthropoda, Insecta, Diptera, Culicidae. The record is from RefSeq and is a predicted model, not a curated record. The transcript is spliced from 3 exons. Gene Ontology annotation, molecular function: catalytic activity. The coding region runs from base 1 to 2694 and encodes 897 amino acids.